Molecule: messenger RNA, 1542 nt
Organism: Penaeus monodon (black tiger shrimp)
Lineage: Eukaryota; Metazoa; Arthropoda; Malacostraca; Decapoda; Penaeidae
Exons: 11
Coding region: 298-1542 (414 amino acids)
Source: RefSeq, a predicted model, not a curated record
GGAGGACAAGGAGGAGGAGGAGGAGGAGGACAAGGAGGAGGAGCAGCGAGAGUGCCUAUCAUCAAGAGCAGCCUCAGGAGUGCCAGCCAUGUACAAUUCAGCCUGAACCUCAUAAGGGCCGCCCAGAGAGAGCUGCAGUUCCUCUACUUCGUCAACCGCCACCCGGCUCUCUACCAGGGGCCGCUCGUCAAGAAGGCUAUACAGAGGUACGAACUGUUGUGGCUUCCCCUCGCCGCCAACUGCACGGAGAAGGUGCUGGCGCCGCCCUCGGACGUGCACUGGGUGUGGUACGUGCACAUGCUGGCGCCGGAGCACUACGCCAGGGACUGCAAGAACGUGGUCGGCCAGGUCGUUGACCACAAGCUCUACAAGCUGAAGGCGCUGAAGAAGGCACACAAAAGGACAAGGAAGCUCUGGAUGGAGAUGUACCCCGAUGAGCCGUUCGAUGUCAUCUUGGACGGAUCUCAGCCGGUGUUGCUGUCCCAGUACACGUCACUCAUUUCCUAUGAUCUGGAGGCUGCAGUCGCGAGGCAAAGCAUGUUUUAUUACCAGGUCUCUCUUCCACACUGCCUCAUGAAGUCGUACCUGAAAGAAGCUGUUGAAAGAUACAAGAAGUUUAUCUACCUGAAGUUUUCAAACCCAGCAAAGUUUUUAGUUCCUUGUUAUGACAUGGAUAUCAUCUGGCACGCUCAUAUGGUGGCAAUCGGUGGGGCACCACCUGGCACCCUGAAGAUCAAAUUAGUACACCAGGACACCCAACGCAUCCUGGGCAAGAUCCUGAACCACGACGACUCCGUGAACGACCGGCAGCCGGGCUCCAAGCUGACGACCUCGGACAGCGCCACCCGCCGCCUGUGGGCCAACACCUUCGGGGAGAACUUCGCACGCAACGGGGCCAUGUUUCGCGGCGACCCUCCGGCGCAGAUCAUCGAGCCCGUGCCGCCCGAGCUGAAGAAGGCGGCCCUCGGCAGCGCCUUCCAGCUGCACGUGCGCAAGGUGGCAAUCGGUGGGGCACCACCUGGCACCCUGAAGAUCAAAUUAGUACACCAGUUCCGGAACUUGGAGAAGCAGAGACUCGGGAAGAUCACCAUAUUCAAGGCACAUGGCUACGACAUGUCCGAACACAACAUCGCUGACCUUGGCUUCGAGUUCACGCUGUCCGAUAAGGUGGUACGCGACCAGUUCGUCCUCGAGAUGGUGAACCACAAGGACGGCCUCAAGUCCAUGUUGAGUAGCACCUCGCAGAACUUCGAGUGUAAUGGACACUUCGACUUCACCGAGCUACUCAAACUAAGGGAUGAUACGGCAACUAUCAUUAAGACCUUUAUCGAGCGAGACAUCCGCGUGGAGCUGACCUUCGGCGUGCGUGUGAUGACCGCUCACCACUACACCACCAUGGCUGUGCUGACCGGGCCCUUCCGACCCAUCUGCCUGGAGCCGCCCACUGUAAGGUCACUGUACGGUAUAGUGCCCAGCGUGUACUCGGCACAGACCGGCGUGGAGGAAUUGUACAAAGCGGAGAUGGCGACGCACAGAGAUUAA